Molecule: messenger RNA, 1021 nt
Organism: Prunus persica (peach)
Lineage: Eukaryota; Viridiplantae; Streptophyta; Magnoliopsida; Rosales; Rosaceae
Product: glycine-rich cell wall structural protein 2
Exons: 5
Coding region: 104-1021 (305 amino acids)
Source: RefSeq, a predicted model, not a curated record
UUAUAUGCAAUAAAAAACGUCCUAGACUUUGUAUCUUCUCUCUCUCUCUCUCUCUCUCUCUCUCUCUCUCUGUGUUUUGUUCAUAGUUUCUUCCAAUCCAAACAUGCCUCAUGGAACGCUCGAAGUCCUUCUUGUCAGUGCCAAAGGCCUCCACAACAAUGAUUUUCUCGCUGACAUGGAUCCCUAUGUCAUUUUGACUGUAAGGACCCAAGACAAGAAAAGCACUAUCCUCUCAGGGCAAGGAUCUGAGCCAGAAUGGAAUGAAACCUUUUCAUUCAACGUCUCCGACGAGGUUGAUGAACUUCGUUUGAAAAUAAUGGACAAAGAUAGCUUCAGUGCAGAUGAUUUUGUUGGGGAAGCAACCGUUCCUUUAGAGGCUGUUUUCAUUGAAGGAAACCUUCCACCAACUCCAUACAAUGUUGUCAAUCAAGAAAAGGAAUAUCACGGAGAGAUUAAAGUUGGCCUCACUUUCACUCCUGAGGGAGGCAGCCAUGGUUCUGGAGACUACGGUGGUGGCUCGGAGAGCUAUGGUGGAAGGAAAGGAUCAUCACAUAAAGGAGAGGAAAGCUAUGGUGGUGGUGGUGGGGGCGGCGGCGCCUAUGGUGGUGGUGGUGGCGAUGGUUAUGGUGGUGGUGGCAGUGGUGGCUAUGGUGGUGGACGUGGAAGCGGCUAUGGUGGUGGCGGUAGCGACGACUAUGGUGGCGGUGGAGUCUAUGGUGGUGGACGGGGUGGCGGCUAUGGUGGUGGUGGUGACGGUGGUUACGGUGGUGGUGGUGAUGGUGGCUAUGGUGGUGGCGGCAGCGGUGGCGGCGGCAGCUAUGGUGGUGGUGGUGGCGGCAGCGGCUAUGGUGGUGGUGGCAGCAGCUAUGGUAGUGGUGGGGGUGAUGGCUAUGGUGAUGGUGGCAGCAGCGGCUAUGGUAGUGGACGUGGCAGGGGCUAUGGUGGUGGUGGUGGACGGAAAGAAUCAUCGGAAGCCGAGGAAAGCUAUGGCGGAUGGAACGAAUCUUCUCACCGAGGAUGA